AUGGAUUCUUUAAUUCACGUCCUGGUUUUUACCUGUUUUGCCUUGAUGUCCUCAGAGGGGUUUCUGAUUAUCCAUGUGCAGAAACAGCAGUGUCUUUCAGAAAAGAAAGGAGUCAUUAUGGAAAAGUGCAGUAUGACCAGCCCCAACCAGCAGUGGCAGUGGAUGGCUGAUGACAGGCUCCUUCACGUGAAAUCUGGCCAGUGCCUGAGCAUCUCCACGCGCUCUGCGCUGUCGUCUCGCAGCAUCAUCGUUGAUUGCUCCCAGGCAGUCAGGUGGACAUGCCACGAGGAGGAUGGGCUCCUGAAGGUGGCCAACAGCUCACUCUUUCUCACAAAGCAAGGUCAGAAGGUAAUGGCCAAGCAGAGUAAGAAAUAUCUUCAUACAUGGAUGCAGCUUGAAGCCAGAGAGAUGGGAAAACCUGUCUAUGUAAAUCUGUGCUCAAAGCAAGAUCUCCAAGAUACAGACACUUCUGUACGGAGUACUACAGCCACAUCCUCCCCUUUAAGCACUGUUACCUCUAGGCCUGAAAAUCUGCCGGAGAGUGGCACAGAGAUGUUCAUCAGAAAUGUGACUGAACACUUCAGUAAAAAAUUAAUUGAAAACCUCUACUUUGGUUUCAAGUCUGCAGUAACAGAGAAAGCCUGGAUCCCAACAACUACUCCUCAAUACCCUAGCACUACGGAGGAGGCCGCGCUCGGGGAGGCGGCGGGGUGCAGCGCCAACCUGACGGUGCGGCUCGUCGCCGGGCACGGCGCCUGGCUGCGCUGGCGAGCCGCGGCCCCCGCCUGCAACUUCAGCGUGACGGGGCGCUCCGAGGACGGGCAGCCCGCCGGCUGCCAGCCCGCCCGCACCGCCAACGGCUCCUACGGCUGCGCCCUGCGGGGCCUGGAGGCCGGGACGUGGUACCACCUCCGCAUCCAGCCGCUCUCCGGCGGGGAGCCCACCGACGUGUCCCUGCAGACAGAUCCCUUACCGCCAUCUCAUUUUGAAAUUAAUAAGGAGAAAACUACAUUGACAAGCUUACAAGUUCAAUGGGACCGUUCCUCAGGAAAGGUGGACUUAUACAAUCUAGUAUUAUUUGAUCACAAUAAUACAAAGAUACAAGAAGUCUCUGUACAAGGAAGAUCUUCAAAAACGGAAAGCACUUUCACCAGUCUAAUCCCUGGGAGUAAAUACAAUAUUGUCCUCACUGCAGUUGCUGGAAAUAAAAGCACCCCAGAACUUCACAUAAGUGGAUCUACUGUGCCAUCCCCUGUGAAGAAUAUUCAGGUCAAUGUCAAGACAGACACUAUUCAUGUUUCAUGGUCUCCUGGCUCUGGGCAUGUGGAUCUAUACAGGCUGGUGUUACUGGAUAAUCAAGUUCCAGUUCAUGAGAUUCACCAAGAAGAUCCUCUGACUUCUUACACUUUUUCUGGACUUACAGCAGGGCACUUGUAUAACCUCUCUGUCAUAACCCAGGCUGCAGGAUUGGAGAGCACCAGUUUCCAAAUAGUUAGGACAGCCCCAGCCGAAGUCUUAGAUUUGACAGUGACUAAUGAUGACAGCUUGGAUACAUUAAAAGUUAAAUGGAGAAGACCUUCAGGAAACCUUGAUUUCUAUAAUAUCACUCUGUCUCAUCUUGGAUCAGUUAAAGAAGUCAAAACUUUACAGCCAGUGGUCACAGACACUCAUUUUGACAAGCUAACUCCAGGACGUCUUUAUCAGGUUACUGCCCGCACAAUCAGUGGUGAACUGUUUACUGAUAAGAUGGCAACUGGCAGGACAUUUCCCCAGAAGGUUUCUGAGCUGAAAGCCGGUGGUGGUGGCUGGCUGAGGUCUCUGCGAGUGAACUGGCUGCCCCCUGCGGGAGACUGGGAGAGGUACCGCCUGCUCCUCUGGAACCACUCUGCCCUGGUGCUCAACACCACCCUAGAAAAAGAGGCGACAGAGCACCUCAUCCAAGACGUGGGCCUCAUUCCAGGCAGGCAGUACGAAGUGGAGGUCGUUGUGGAGAGUGGCGAUUUGCAAAGCAAGGCUAGCUGCACGGGGAGAACAGCUCCAGAGCCUGUUCUUCAGCUCCGUGUGAAGUAUGCUAAUGAAUCCUCACUUAGUGUCAUGUGGAUGACCCCUGUUGCAGAAUGGGACAGCUACGUGGUUUCACUGGGAGACAGGGAUCUUACUGUCAUAAAGAAAGGGCUUGCAAAAGAAGCUAAAGAAUUUACUUUCACUGACUUGGUACCUGGAAGAAAAUACACAGCUACCAUCACUACCAUUAGCGGGAUAUUAAGCAACUGGACUUCAGUGGAAGGAAGAACAGUGCCAGCCCAAGUGACUGGUCUGACUGUGGCAAGUCAGGGAUCAACCAACAGCUUGUUCACCAACUGGACGAGAGCACUGGGAGAUGUAGACUCAUACCAAGUACUACUGAUUCACGAGAACGUCGUCAUUAAAAAUGAGACUGUUCCCAGUGAGACCACCAGAUACCACUUCUACCCCCUGAAACCUGGAGGACUCUAUUCAGUUGUUGUCACCACUGUCAGCGGGGGGAUAUCUUCAAGGCAAAUGAUCGCAGAGGGGAGGACAGUUCCUUCCAGCGUGACUGGAGUAACAGUAAAUAACUCAGGUCGCAGUGACUACCUCAGUGUUUCUUGGCUGCCAGCUUCUGGAGAUGUAGACAGUUAUUUGGUAACACUAUCGCACAAUGACCAGAUUGUUCAGACUCUCACCAUUUCCAAAUCCCUCAGUGAAUGCUCCUUUAGCAGCCUUACUCCUGGAACACUUUACAACGUGAUGAUAACCACAAAGAGUGGAAAGUAUGAAAAUUACUCCUUCAGCCAGGAACGAACAGUCCCUUCAAGUGUUCAGGGACUUACUGUCAGCAAUUCAGCCAGAAGUGACUACUUGAAGGUGUCCUGGCUACACGCUUCUGGAUAUUUUGAUAAUUAUGAAGUGAUCAUCAAGAACAACAAUGAUUUCAUCCAAACAAAAAGUGUCCCAAAGGAUGAAAAUGAAUGUGUGUUCACUAAUCUGGUCCCGGGGAGGCAGUACAGCGUCACAGUCAGCACAAGGAGUGGGAAAUACGAAACCAGUGAGAGGGUCUAUGGCAGAACAAUGCCAGAGUCAGUGAAGGAACUGACUCUUAGUAACAGAAGCACAGAAGAUCUGCAGGUAACUUGGUCAAAGGCUGAGGGUGAUGUUGAUAAAUAUGAGAUUCAGCUCCUCUUCAAUGAUAUGAAGAUCUUCCCACCCAUUUUCCUUGGAAACACUGUCGAGGAGUAUCGGUUCACGGCUCUGACUCCCGGACGUCUAUACAAAAUUCUUGUCUUGACAAUCAGCGGAGAUGCACAACGUGCUACUUUCAUAGAAGGCCUGACAAUUCCAAGUGCAGUGAGAAACAUUCAUGUUUCACCUAACGGCAUGACAAACAGCCUGAAAGUGAGCUGGACACCUGGAGGUGGAGAUGUUGAUUCCUACACAGUGACUAUAUUUCAGCAAAACCAUCAGCUUGGUUCCCAGAGUGUCUCCAAACACGUCUCUGAGCACACGUUUCACAAGUUGGAAGCUGGGGAGCUGUACCGGGUGGUGGUGCAAUCAAACAGCGGUGCCUUGCAAAACAGCUUAGCAGCUUUUGGGAGAACAAUUCCAGCAUCUGUCCAAGAAUUAUUAGCCCACCAUGCUUACAGCAGUCAUUCCUUGUUAGUAACCUGGCAGAAAGCUCCUGGUGUAGCUGAAAGAUAUGACAUUCUACUCUUGAAUGAGCAAGGAGUCCUACUGAGCAACAAAUCAGAACCAGCUACUGCCAAACAGCACAAAUUUGAAGAUUUAUUAGCUGGCAAGAAGUAUAAAAUACAAGUUUUGACAGUCAGUGGUGGACUCUUCAGUAAACGAGCAGAAACUGUUGGCCGAACAGUUCCAGCAGCUGUCACAAAUCUGAAGGUCACUGAGAACACCACUGACCGACUGUCCUUUAGCUGGACCACCUCACAAGGAGAGCUUGAUUCAUAUGACAUCUUCCUGUACAACCCAGACAAGUCCCUUCAUGACAGGAUUUCAGGAGAGCAGCACCUUCAGCAAUGUUCAUUCCUGAACUUGCGGCAAGGCAGGAUGUAUCGAAUGGUGAUCGUUACCCACAGCGGAGACCUCGCUAACGAGUCAUCUGUCUUUGGGAGAACAGUACCAGCACCAGUUGUUGGUCUCAAGGCAUCCAACAGAAACAUGACAGACAGCCUGUGGUUCACCUGGGGUCCAGCAGCAGGAGACGUCGACUUCUAUGAGCUGAAUCUUUACAACCCAAAUGGGACACAGAAAGAAACGUGGCACAGGAAAGACCUGAAAGAGUGGUGUUUCCAGGGGCUUGUUCCUGGCAGAAAGUACACGCUGGUUGUGGUGACUCACAGUGGUGACCUGACCAACACGGCAAAUGCUGAAGGAAGAACAGCACCCAGCCCUCCUAACUCUGUCUCCUUUACUGAUGUUGCAAACACUUCUCUGUCAAUCACAUGGCUGGGUCCUCCAGACUGGACAGACUACGAUGAUUUUGAGUUGCAGUGGUUCCCGAAGGAUCCCCUCACAGUAUUCAAUCCCUACAGCAGCAGCAAAUCAAAAGUACGCAUCAUCUAUGGCCUGCGACCAGGAAGGCUCUAUGAGUUCAGUGUGAGAACGGUCAGCGGUGACAGCUGGAAGACAUACAGUCAGUCUCAGUCUGCAAGUGUGAGAACCAAACCAGACAAGAUACAAAGUCUUCACUGUCGGCCCCAGACCUCUACUGCCAUCGCGUGUUCCUGGACUCCUCCUGAUUCUGACUUUGAUGGAUAUAGCGUUGAGUGCAAAAAGCUGGACACUCGGGAAGUGGAAUUUUCUAAAAGGAUAGAAAAGGACAAAUCUCUGCUUAAUAUCAUGACCCUCGUUCCCCACAAGCGCUACCUGGUGUCCAUCAAGGUGCACUCUGCAGACAUGACAAGCGAAGUAGUUGAAGACAGCACCAUCACAAUGAUCGACCGUCCCCCUCAGCCACCUCCGGACAUACGAGUGAAAAAAGAGGUGCUGAUUACCAAAUCCUCCAUCAACUUUACUUUUAACUGCAGCUGGUUUAGUGAUACCAAUGGAGCUGUGAAGUACUUUACUGUGGUUGUCAGAGAGGCUGAUGGUAGUGAAGGACCAAAGCCUGAUGAGCAGCACCCAUUGCCUUCCUACCUGGAGUACAAACACAACGACUCUAUACGCAUCUACCAGACAAACUAUUUUGCCAGUAGGUGUGCUGAAAACCCUGACAGUGACUAUAAAAGCUUUGACAUCAAGCUUGGAGGAGAAAUGGAAAAUCUGGGAGGAAAGUGUGAUCCAGAUCAGCAAAAAUUCUGCGAUGGACCCCUAAAGCCUCGGACUGCAUAUAGGAUCAGCAUACGGGCUUUCACUCAGCUCUUCAGUGAAGAUCCAAAGGAACUUCCUAAACCACUCUUUGCAGACACCUUCUUCUCUUUACCAAUCACUACAGAGGCAGAGCCUCUCUUUGGAGUUAUUGAAGGUGUGAGUGCUGGCUUGUUUCUGAUUGUGAUGUUAGUGGCUGUUACUGCUUUGUUUGUCUGCAGACAGAAAGUUGGCAAUGGCCAUGAGAGACCUACAGCAAGGCUGAGCAUUCGCAGGGACAGGCCUCUGACAGUCCAUCUGAACUUGGGGCAAAAAGGGAACCGGAAAACUUCCAGUCCAAUCAAAGUCAGUCAUUUUGAAGCACACUUCACCAAACUCCAAGCAGACUCCAACUACCUCCUGUCCAAGGAAUAUGAGGACUUAAAAGAUGUGGGUCGAAACCAGACAUGUGACAUAGCACUUCUGCCAGAGAACAGAGGGAAAAAUCGAUACAAUAAUAUAUUGCCCUAUGAUACAUCAAGAGUGAAGCUUUCCAAUGUUGAUGAUGACCCUUGCUCAGACUACAUCAAUGCAAGCUACAUACCAGGCAACAGUUUCCGCAGAGAAUACAUAGCAACUCAGGGCCCUUUGCCUGGCACCAAAGAUGAGUUCUGGAAGAUGGCGUGGGAACAAAAUGUCCACAAUAUUGUCAUGGUAACCCAGUGUGUUGAGAAGGGCCGGGUAAAGUGUGAUCACUACUGGCCCCUUGACCAGGAUUCCUUGUACUAUGGAGACCUGAUCGUUGAGAUGCUGUCUGAAUCAGUGCUCCCAGAAUGGACAAUACGAGAGUUUAAAAUCUGCAGUGAAGAGCAGCUUGACUCAACAAGGCUCAUUCGACACUUCCACUACACUGUGUGGCCAGAUCACGGUGUGCCGGAGACCACCCAGUCCCUGAUCCAGUUUGUGAGAACUGUAAGGGAUUAUAUCAACAGGACCCCAGACACAGGACCAACUAUUGUGCACUGCAGUGCUGGUGUUGGCAGGACUGGCACAUUCAUUGCACUGGACAGAAUUCUGCAGCAACUGGAUUCAAAGGACACUGUUGACAUUUAUGCAGCAGUGCAUGAUCUAAGGCUUCACCGGGUUCACAUGGUUCAGACAGAGUGUCAAUAUGUGUAUCUACAUCAAUGUGUGCGAGAUGUGUUAAGAGCCAGAAAACUUCGCAGUGAACAAGAAAAUCCCUUGUUUCCAAUAUAUGAAAAUGUGAAUCCAGAGUAUCACAGAGGUAACUCUCCAUCCUUACAGGCUUUUUUUUUUUUCCUAGCCUAUAUCCAGUUCCUUGGGCAGUUCCUUGGGGAAUUUAGAGAAUUAGAGAAUUCCUUUUGAGAAUUUAGAGCUAUACCCACUGAAGGCACUGAAAACCCUCAACCCAUUUGGGUGCCUAAGCUGCCUGUACAGGUAGGCCUUGAGAAAAUGGUGCCAGGAAACUCAGUCUUACUUCCCAGUGGAAAUCAGAGGAAGCGACUGUGGCCACAUCUCAGCUACAUCUUGGGGCACCAUGGUCCUGAAAGACCAGUUAGAGCAUGUAGCAGCUCCAGGACAGACUGCAAAACUAGAUUUCUUUUGUGGCUGUAG
This is a messenger RNA of Cygnus atratus (black swan), 6957 nucleotides long. It is a transcript of the gene PTPRB, whose product is annotated as protein tyrosine phosphatase receptor type B. The record is from RefSeq and is a predicted model, not a curated record. Lineage: Eukaryota; Metazoa; Chordata; Aves; Anseriformes; Anatidae. Gene Ontology annotation, biological process: protein dephosphorylation; angiogenesis. Gene Ontology annotation, molecular function: protein tyrosine phosphatase activity; cadherin binding.